GGCGGUCGCCUUGGUGGUCGCCUUGGUGGUCGCCUUGGUGGCGAUGCCCAACAUAUGCCUGAAACGAGGCAUUUGUUACAAUACUGUAGGCCCGUCCUAGCCACUUGCAGCUCGCUCUGGUUCCCUGUAUUUCAGCUGCUGCGGGUGAGGCUGACUCGUCCUGGGCGCACAGCCUGCGCCACUCGUCCUCGACAUCACUCUCGAGAGCCAAGUCUGCCUAGAUUCAACACCACACACGGCUUUACUUUCCGUUGACCUCCAGAGCCUCUUCCAUCUUGUGAUGCUCUCACACCUUGUACAAACGAAUUAAUGCCUCUGGCGGACCCAAUCCUCACCACCAUACUGCGCAUCAUCUUUCCAGCGAUCCAGCAUGUCGCAGUCAGGGUCGCAAUGCGAUCUGACAGGGAACCCUGACCUCUACGGCAUUGGAGUGAGGAUCGGUCUCUAUUCCCAAUGGAUAGCCACUCUCCUUGUCACCCUUUUUGACUCUCGCAACGAAGGAGCUUAUCGGGUUGUAAACCUCAUCAUGCAGUGCGCCAUAUUCCUCGGCCUCUGCACCGAUUCAUCCCAAGGCGGGAGCGCUGUCGGUAGUAUCGUCACACAACUACUUCUAUGCGGAUCCCUGUCCAGCCUGACUGGUAAUGGGAUAAGCCACUCCGGCUCGUUUUCGGGCAUCUGCCGCGUGUUGUUCUACAUUGCUCUCUCCUCCUACGGUUGUUGGUUUUGGUACACUGGCAUUGACGAGAUGACGAUACCGAACUGUCCCGAACAGAUUGCUUUCUUCGGUCGCACUUCGAUCAACGGCCGGUUUCGCGUCUUCGGCAAAGCGGCUGCAGUCAUCGGUCUCGUCUCCUCAGUCGCUCUCCUUGGUUGGAACAUCUUCGCCGUGGUCCUUCGGUUAAACGGCAAUUUCAAGCAUGACCGUGCCAGUCGAGCUGGGAAGAGGCCACAGGUCGAAAUAGGGCUUCUUAUGCUCUCUAUUGGGUUGAUCGCCUUUUCUGUAGGGGGGGUUGAAUAUCUCAUCGACGUCAACGACAUCUCGGGGCUGUCGGAUAUCAACUCUGUGGGUCAAUUCCUACCUCUGCUUGUUGGUACGAUAGCCUGUUUUCAAACUCUUUGGACGAUACUAUUCCAUGGAUAUAUUUGGAGAAAGAGGUGUUGGUUUCUACUGGGGCGGCACCUCUGAUUCGAAAUUGUUAAACAGCGGUGACUUACAUACUCUGGGGGAUGUCUGGCGUUAUUUGCACACAACUUGGAUAGAGAAGCUCAAGAUACCUUUAUAUUAGUACUAGAAUGCGGGUUCUUUUUACCACGGCCUUGGUUUACGAGGUGGCAAGGCGCAUGGAGUAAAUGUAGAAAGAGAUAGUCCUUGUAACCAGCUGAUUUUCCAUUUAUAUAUAUCAGAUUGGCAUGUUACUGAACCAGAGGAGUUAAGAUAAUCAAUCUAAAAGGA
This is a messenger RNA of Ilyonectria robusta, 1453 nucleotides long. RefSeq lists its product as uncharacterized. Lineage: Eukaryota; Fungi; Ascomycota; Sordariomycetes; Hypocreales; Nectriaceae. The record is from RefSeq and is a predicted model, not a curated record. The transcript has a single exon. The coding region runs from base 371 to 1186 and encodes 271 amino acids.